Arthroderma uncinatum is the source of this 1494-nucleotide messenger RNA. Its product is annotated as leucine aminopeptidase 1. The transcript is spliced from 4 exons. The coding region runs from base 1 to 1494 and encodes 497 amino acids. Lineage: Eukaryota; Fungi; Ascomycota; Eurotiomycetes; Onygenales; Arthrodermataceae. Gene Ontology annotation, molecular function: metalloexopeptidase activity; aminopeptidase activity. The record is from RefSeq and is a predicted model, not a curated record. Gene Ontology annotation, biological process: proteolysis.
AUGAAGGCACAAUUGUUGAGCCUGGGCGUUGCCCUCACAGCCCUCUCCCAGGGAGUUGUGGCCGAGCAGGGUGAUUCCUUGAACUGGCCGUUCAAGCCUCUCGUUACAACUGAAGGCAUAGAAAACAAGAUUAAGCUCAAGGAUCUUAUGGCCGGUGCCCAGAAGCUGCAAAGCUUCGCAGACAGUCACCCUGAGAAGAAUCGAGUGUUCGGUAGCCCUGGCCACAAGGACACCGUCGACUGGAUUUACAAUGAGAUCAAGGCUACAGGCUACUACGAUGUGAAGAAGCAGGAGCAAAUGCACCUGUGGUCGCACGCUGAAGCAGCCGUCAACGCUAAUGGCAAGGAUCUCACUGCCAGCGCCAUGUCCUACAGUCCACCUGCAGAGAAGAUUUCUGCGGAUCUUGUUCUGGUGAAGAACAUGGGCUGCAAUGCCACCGAUUACCCAGAUACCGCCAAGGGCAAGAUUGUCCUCAUCGAGCGUGGUGUUUGCAGCUUCGGCGAGAAGUCCGCCCAGGCUGGAGAUGCUAAGGCUAUCGGUGCCAUCAUCUACAACAACGUUCCUGGAUCACUCGCCGGCACGCUGGGUGGCCUUGACCCCCGCCAUGCUCCAACUGCUGGACUCUCCCAGGCUGACGGAAAGGACCUCGCUAGCCAAGUUGCUUCUGGCAAGGUGACCAUCACCAUGAAUGUCAUCAGCAAGUUCGAGAACAGGACGACCUGGAACGUCAUUGCCGAGACCAAGGGAGGUGACCACAACAACGUCAUCAUGCUCGGUUCGCACACUGACUCCGUGGAUGCUGGCCCCGGUAUCAACGACAACGGCUCUGGCACCAUUGGUAUCAUGACCGUCGCCAAAGCCCUCACCAACUUCAAGGUCAACAACGCCGUCCGUUUCGGCUGGUGGACCGCCGAGGAAUUCGGCCUCCUCGGAAGCACUUUCUACGUCAACAGCCUCGAUGACCGCGAGCUUCACAAGGUCAAGCUCUACCUCAACUUCGACAUGAUUGCCUCCCCCAAUUAUGCCACCCAGAUCUACGACGGUGACGGUUCCGCCUACAACAUGACCGGCCCAGCUGGAUCUGCUGAAAUCGAAUACCUGUUCGAGAAGUUCUACGAUGACCAAGGAAUCCCCCACCAGCCCACUGCCUUCACUGGUCGUUCCGAUUACUCUGCUUUCAUCAAGCGCAACGUCCCUGCUGGCGGUCUCUUCACCGGUGCUGAGGUCGUCAAGACCGAAGCUCAGGCUAAGCUCUUUGGCGGAGAGGCUGGUGUCGCUUACGACAAGAACUACCACGGCAAGGGUGACACCAUGGACAACCUCAACAAGGCUGCUUUCUUCCUCAACACCCGAGGAGCUGCCUACGCCACUGCUGAAUAUGCCCGCUCCCUCCGCGGAUUCCCAACCCGCCCAAAGACCGGCAAGCGUGAGGUUAACCCACGCCGCGCCUCUAUGCCCGGUGGUGGCUGUGGACACCACUCUGUCUUUAUGUAA